Molecule: messenger RNA, 2001 nt
Organism: Cladocopium goreaui
Lineage: Eukaryota; Dinophyceae; Suessiales; Symbiodiniaceae
Source: the annotation of a GenBank genome assembly
AUGCGCUCGCAAGCCGAUUUAGCAGUGACUGAGUUAGUCACUGCUAGUCCACUUCAACGCCAGGCAUUGGUGGUUGCGCUGCAGCGAUUGCGCCGCUUGUCUCAGCGCUACAAUAUGAGGGAUGAACAUAUGAGACCAGAUGAGACCAGCUUGCUGGAAAGGCUCCACCGUGCUGGCGCAGAUGCUGCCCCCACGUUGAAAGAGAUUGGCGCAGGGAUCAAUAUCCAGGCGGUCGCUGUGGGCGUCCUGACAGACCUGGGAAUUCCCCUGGAGAGCUUCCAUGAGGGUCAAGGCGAUGCCAUUUUCACCAGUGCAGUGGAGUAUUUUACGCCAGAGGGCUUCUUCAUCGCAUCAGAAGCUGUGGGGCUGAAGGCAGGCUCGGCUCACCCACAACUGUCAGCACAUCGAGCAAAGUUCCACAGCACCUUGGUGGCCGAGUGCUGUCGACUGCUGGGUGAGGACAAAGUGAUCCUCAACAGUCGCUUUGUGCAGCUGGAGAGGCAUGAGGACCAUGUGGUUCUGCACUUCGAGAACAGCACCACGAAAAAUCCGAUGGCACCAGUCACGUGCCACUUCGUCGUGGGCGCUGAUGGCCUUAAGAGCCGCCUCCGUGGCGCCUUGUUGGGCGAUGGAGAUCCAAGGUACACAGGACGUAUGAUCUUCCGCGGCCUGUGCGAGGUGGAUGACAUACAUGCGGAUGGAUGUACCGUCUCCCUUUGUGGCGACGCAACUGGCAACUUUAUUUGCUACCCUAUCAGUGAAAGGCUUCGGCAAGAGAAGCGUUUCCUGUGCAACUGGGGCCUUUGCGUUUUGAGGGAGCAUCCAGGCGGCGAAGAGAAUUGGACUUCGGAAGCUGGCCUGGAGGAGAUCCGUCAGGAGCUGCAGAACUUCGGCGGCAACAGCUUUGCAGGUCUCACGCCUCUUCAAAUGGCAGAGAGGACCGAGAAAAUCAUCGGAUGGAGCUUAUUCGACCGUGAUCCAUUGAAGUCUUUCGAUUUUGGCAACGUGACCUUGUUGGGUGAUGCUGCACAUCCUUUAUUGCCAUACGGCAGUCAGGGAGCAACCCAGGCCAUCAUGGAUGCGGAAGCCCUGGGUGUCAGCUAUCAGAAUGCCAUGGCGAAUGGCACAGGCAUUCGCGGUUGCGUCAAGGAGUACUCAGAUUUGCGCUGUGAAGUUACUGGAAAGGUCGUCAUUGCAAACAGGGACAUGGGUUCCACUGCAGUACUGCGUGUCACCGCGCUAGAGACAGAGGGGAUGGCCAUGGAAGAGAAGCGCCAGUGGUGUGCUGAGCAUGGUAAGCGUUUGCAUGAUGAGGUCAUCCAGAAGUACAGGGCCUCAAUGCCCAAGAGCGUGCGGUCAGUUUGCGACUCGCAGUACGGCGCUAUGCAGCGCCAAGACGCGGUGGCGCAGUGGAGAACUACGCGAAGGUGGCUGUGCUAUGUUCUCGCUGCGGGGAGCUACUCGCCGUGUACCGCAAACGCAACGCGCGGAAGUCACAACUUGUCAAGAUGCACCUUGAGCGGAUCGCAGAAGAUACCCAUGGACUAUUGGCUCUGGAUGGUCAUAUACCAUCAUCUGGUGAAAGGGAAGUUGCAUGCCCCAACUGCCAGCGAAGUUUUGCCGAGGAGCAAAUCCAGCCAAGAGCGCGAACGACACAUCAAGAGCAGGGUAGCAGCAUGCAGUGGGGUUGAACAAGAAGCCACAGAGGCCUUGCGGUUGAAGGCCGGAAUCGAUGCCCUAGCGGUUUGUUGGCUGAUGGCAGUCAUGGCAUUCGUCUCUGCCCCAGAAGCCGCCCUUCGCGGUGAGACUGCGCUGACUGCACCAAAGGACCGAGCAGCCCAAGCAGCAGCUAUCUCGGCUGCAGUGUUGACCGUCCCAGAGAUUGCGCAUGCUGGCAACUCUGGCUAUGCAUUGCUGCAGCUCGGCUGGGCUAUUUUCAUCAUCUCCUUGGGCCCUGCAGUGCUCUUCUGGAUCUACUUCAACAAGCCGGAGCUGCUUUGA